Arabidopsis thaliana (thale cress) is the source of this 590-nucleotide messenger RNA. RefSeq lists its product as uncharacterized. The transcript has a single exon. The coding region runs from base 143 to 352 and encodes 69 amino acids. Lineage: Eukaryota; Viridiplantae; Streptophyta; Magnoliopsida; Brassicales; Brassicaceae. The record is from RefSeq and is marked reviewed.
UGACCGUCGAAUGGAAAAUUCCAUGUAACUACCCUCUCUACAACCUUAUAAAUACAUCCCCAAACCCCUUAAAAAUAAAGCCUCAUCCUCAUACUCACUAAGUUUUAGACCAAUCUUGAUUCGUAGAUUUUAUUUUUGGAAGAUGUACGGUGUCGGUGGAUCGAGCACAGCGGGUUUCGCAGAAGCUUACGCGAUGAGGAAGAUUUAUAAAGAAAAGAUGAAGAUGAAGCUUGCAGAGGCAAAAGUAGAGGAAGAAAAAGAAAAUGUUGGAGGUAAGAGUAAAAUCUGGAAAACGAAGAAAUCUAAGAAGACCCUCCAUACUAAUCCAAGGGUUUCCUCUGCAGAUAUUUAAACAUCUAUAUGUAUAUGGUUAUGUAUUUUUUUUUUUUCUUAACUUUUUAUGAUUGGUUCAUUUUGUUCUUUUGUGUAAUAUUUUUUUUACAGUUAAUAACAAAGAAUUAUAUUGAUUGUUGUAAAUCUUAUGCUUACUUCUAUUCAAGAAAUUAGAUUAGAAAACACUGAAGAAUAACAAAAAGAGAAAACAGAGGAAUGUUGAAGAAUCAUUCGAUUCUUAGCUUUUUUAAAAGAAG